This is a messenger RNA of Lolium rigidum, 2190 nucleotides long. RefSeq names its product ethylene receptor 4-like. Gene Ontology annotation, cellular component: endoplasmic reticulum membrane; endoplasmic reticulum. Gene Ontology annotation, biological process: response to ethylene; phosphorelay signal transduction system. NCBI's taxonomy places the organism in Eukaryota, Viridiplantae, Streptophyta, Magnoliopsida, Poales, Poaceae. Bases 1 to 2190 code for a protein of 729 amino acids. The record is from RefSeq and is a predicted model, not a curated record. The transcript has 3 exons. Gene Ontology annotation, molecular function: protein kinase activity; ethylene binding; ethylene receptor activity.
AUGGCGCGGCACUUCUCGGCGGCGGGGGUCGUGCAGAGAUACUACUGCGGUGGCGCGUGCGACGGCCGGGACGACGGCGCGGUGCAGGCGAUGCUGCAGUGCCAGCGGGUGAGUGACUUCCUCAUCGCCGCCUCCUACCUCUCCAUCCCGCUUGAGCUCCUCUACUUCGCCUCCUGCGCCGACCUCGCCCCGCUCAAGUGGCUCCUGCUGCAGCUCGCCUCCUUCGCCGUGCUCGGCGGCACGACCCACCUGCUCGCCGUCUUCUCCCACAUCCACCCGCACUCAUCCGGCCUCCUGCUCGCCUCCACCGCCACCAAGCUCCUCGCGGCCCUCGUCUCCUUCGCCACCGCCGUCUCCCUCGUCAUCUUCAUUCCCCGCCUCAUCCGCGCAAAGCUCCGGGAGGCGCUCCUCCGCGCCAAGGCCCGCCAGCUCGACCGCGACCUCGGCAUCGUCCGCCGCCGCGUCGAGGCCACCUCCCGCGUCGUCCACAUGCUCACGCACCACAUUCGGAGCUCCCCGCCGCUCGACGCGCACACCAUCCUCCACACCACCAUGCUCCACCUCGUCGACGCCCUCGCGCUCCACAGCUGCGCCGUAUGGAUGCCCGGCCACGAUGCCGGCGACGAUCUCCACCUUGUGCACCAGCUCAGCCUCAGGGGCAAGGGCCCCGUCAGCGUCGUGCUGGGCUCGCAGGCCCCAAUCUCCAUGGAUGACCCCGACGUGGCUGACGUAAUGGCCAGCGAGGCUGCCAAGGUGCUCAGGCCAGGCUCUGCGCUCGCCAUGGCAAGCAGCGGUGGCCUCCAACCGCGGGGAGCCGUGGCUGCCAUACGGAUCCCCAUGCUCAAGGUCUCCAAUUUCGACGGAAGAAAGGCACCGGUGGCAAGCUCAUUUGCCAUCUUGGUGUUGGUUCUUCGCAACAAGCAGGAUGGCUACACCAGUAGCAGAGAAUGGGGCAGACAAGACCUGGAGGUUAUGCAGGUGAUCGCAGAUCAGGUCGCCGUGGCGCUCUCCCACGCGGCGGUCCUAGAGGAGUGGCAAGCCAUGCGCGAUAAGCUCGCCGAGCAGCACAGGGCCCUGCUGCACGCCAAGCAGGAAACCAUGAUGGCGACCAAUGGUAUCAACAACAUCCAGAGCGCCAUGUGCCACGGCAUGCGAAAGCCGAUGUACUCAAUCAUCGGGCUGCUCUCCAUGGUGUCGCAGGUGGAGAACAUGCGCCCCGAGCAGAGGCUUCUGGCCGAUGCCAUCGCCAGGACAAGCACCCUCUCCUUGGCACUGAUGAACGAUGUCGCCACGGAGACGUUGACGGUGGAUCGCAGGCCAUUCGGCCUCCACUCCCUGAUCAGAGAGACGAUGAGCGUGGCGGGAUGCCUGGCCGGCUGCGAAGGAGUUGGUUUCUCCUACCAGCUGGAGAAUUCAUUGCCUGCGUGGGUCGUCGGCGAUGAGACGCGAGUCUUCCAUCUCCUGCUGCAAAUGGUGGGUGCUCUGCUUACCCAGCAGCGCAGCGACGCAGGGCGUCUCUUGUUCUCCGUCAGUACCUGCACUGCGGGCCAAGAGGAUUGCAUCCCGGCGCAGCCAAAUCUGUCUCCAGGUUGCAGCAUCUGUGUCAAGUUUCAGGUUACCAUGGAAAGAUCAACUGGGUGCAGCCAAUCUCCCAGCAGACCGGUCGACUCUGAGAUCAGCAUCAUGUGCAAGAAGAUUGUGCAGAUGAUGAGUGGUAGCAUGCGAUCCGCAUUGGAUGGAGAAACCAUCACCCUCAUCCUACAGUUCCAGCUGCAACAAUCAGGCGUGUGCCGAAGAACCCCAUUGUCCGUUCCUCGCUUUGAUGGCCUGAGGAUCCUGCUCGCGGAUGGCGACUGCAUGAGCCAGGCGGUGACGCAGAAGCUCCUCGAGAAGCUCGGCUGUCAGGUCGUAUCGGUUUCGUCGGGCGCCCACUGUCUGGCCUUAAUGGGGAGCGCCGACUCUUCUUUCCAGCUCCUCUUUCUUGACCUUGACAUGGAUGCGUUUGAGGUGGCCCUCCUGAUCAGGGAGCUCAGGAAUAGGUGCUGGCUACUCAUAGUCGCAGCUCUCGCCGUGAGUGUCGACGACAGCGUCCGUGAGAUGUGCCGUCGGUCAGGGAUAAACGGUCUGAUCCAGAAACCUAUCACGCUGGCGGCACUAGGAGCUCAGCUCUACAGAGUCAUUCGGAACUGA